GCUGUGUUCGACGCAAGUAUCGUGAGAGGUGCGGUGUCAGCUCUACAGCCACUGCACGCCUUGACCGCUAUACCUUCACUCUCGAAGGUCAGACCAGUAACCGAGCCGGCGGCGCAAUCGCUUGUAAGAAAGCCGGGAAGAGGGUGCUUCAAUGGCUUUUAAGAGCCGACUCCCGUGCGUGGCUGGACUUCUCGUCGAGUCCGCGUCUUGCGAACCUUCUUAUCUACUGUCCUACAAUGAAGUGGACGAAAGUCUAAUUUGGCAAUGGCUUGAAACAGACCUCGAGCACCUCCUGGGAGACCGGAAAUCGGACAUGAUGCUGCGCUUGAUGGUCCUACGCAGCCUACUCGGGGUAAAACUGCAGCGGGCCGUAGGCGGUCCAGCAGACAAUGCCCUGCCCUGUAUACUCGAGGCGGCGAAGCUGAAAAUAAGUGCGCAGCUUAAGGCCUUUAGGUGCAUCUCAUUAAGAAGCUUGAUCGUUGUAGUCGCAAACCGGGUGUGUUGUCCCACGGUAACGCUGUUUCCAGGAACAGACACGUCGCUCUGGUCUAGGAUCGAAUCGCUGACUGCGUCAUACUUCUUGUCCCAGUGCUCCUGGAAUUAUUAUGGUGGGCUUCGGGGCUCAGAAUAAUGGCUUGCGCAGAAGCUGGCUCUCUUUCAUCCUACCCGACCAAACCCCUUUCCCAUGCUCAGAGCAAUGCAAGAAUUCAUGGCGUCAUAAGACAGCGCCUCGCCGUCCAAACAACAGGGCAAUUUAGACGGGAUCUACGCGGUCAGACACUCGAUUGGGGUGACCUCGACAAGAGUCGACGAACAGCGCUACCCAGUGGACGCUCAAUGGGUACGAUCGUUGCUUCCACAAGUCGAUGAGGCCCUGCUUUCCACAAGUAGAGCAUCUAAGUCACGCAUACAGCGUGAGGACGCAGACGGUAAGUCGCGAGCUUCAAGAUGGCGAGCGU
Baudoinia panamericana UAMH 10762 is the source of this 959-nucleotide messenger RNA. RefSeq lists its product as uncharacterized. NCBI's taxonomy places the organism in Eukaryota, Fungi, Ascomycota, Dothideomycetes, Mycosphaerellales, Teratosphaeriaceae. The coding region runs from base 152 to 631 and encodes 159 amino acids. The transcript has a single exon. The record is from RefSeq and is a predicted model, not a curated record.